This is a messenger RNA of Heterotrigona itama, 2848 nucleotides long. The record is from the annotation of a GenBank genome assembly. Lineage: Eukaryota; Metazoa; Arthropoda; Insecta; Hymenoptera; Apidae.
AUGUGUGAUAAAAUAUUUAUCCUCACCGAGUAUCCAUGGAUUGGCCGGCUCCAGAUACCCCGUAAUCAAGUGAUUGUCAUUUGUUGGGAAACUCACACGUCGGGGAAGCUUUUUCUUGCUCAAUGCCAGGGAGCUACGCAAUUUCCUUCCGUCGAUCAAGAUAUAAGGCGACAGCGGGACAUUGCCCAUACCAAAUCGUGACCUUCUCGUAGUGUGUGAUAUCAUUCUCGGAGGGAGUUCCUCAGGAUCGACCUCAUCUUUCAAGGUCGUCAGCGAAUUCUCGCAAAUCUGCGAAACCGAAUUCGCUUCCUCGCUCAUAUUCAACAAAUUUCUAACAUAUUUCUCGAAACGGGAUUUAUUUCACAUAAACACGCACACACAUCCACAUGCACACCGCACAAUAUGCGUUAACGCGGCUAUUUUGUUAAAUUAACGUCGAUAUCGAAGCAAACAUUAGCUACUCGUAUGUUACAUCCGCCAUCUUUACUACCGUCAGACAGGUUAGACAAUUGCGAAAUUUCAUUCAACUAGGAAAAUACAAAUUGUAAUUGUAAUUGCAAUUAUAAUUAUUGUUAAACAUUCGCGUGUUAUCAAGAUUAAUUGUUUCUUUUGUUAGUCAGUAUGAUGAACGUGUUAUUUUCAAUUUAAUAAUUUUUUAGAUUGGUAGGACUGUAUAAUAAAUAUUGAAAUUUAUUUUUCUGUACAAACAUAAAUUCAAAUAAAUGUACAAAAAAUACUAAAUUUUUUAAUAAAAGUAUAUAUUUAGUUUGUACUAAUUUGAUCAAAUUUUAAUAUCCAAUAAUUUUCUAUUCUUACUUUAUUUUUUUUUACUUAUCUCAAUUUAGAACUUUCAGCAUUAUUUCAUUCUGCGUAGUAUGUUUUUAAGGCUGUUUCUAUAAAAUAUUAGAUUCACGUUUUUCUUUAAAUUUGUAAUUAACUACUAUAAUACGAUCUACCAAAUGAAAAUAAAGCAAGCUAAGUGCAUGAUUCAUAAUCGUAAAAUUCAUAAAAUAUUUAUCAUAUAGAUAAUAAUAUAUAUUACUAGAAACUAGAAACCUAAAUAAGAUUUUUGUAAGUAUCCACCAUAUCGAAUUAAAUUUUUUCACAUACCCAAUUUGAAUUUUAAACCAACUACAUAACUGAUAAAAUUCUUUCUUACGUAUUACAAUAUUAGAAAUUUGUAAAAUUUUAUCUAAUACACGUAACUAUUGAAUAUUGAGAUUCAUUAUUAAAUAUAAUUGAAAAACAGCGAUAUUCUUAGUCAAUGGCUUGAAAUAUUUUUGUUUGUUGAAAUUUAAUUAUAUAUAAAACAAUUGAACUUAAUGUUGACUUAAAUUUACUUGUCUAUUUUAAUAUAUUUCAUUAUAUAUAUAUAUAUAUAUAUAUUUAAUAUAACAGUAAUAUAUAUUUCAAUAUAUUAUCAAGCUAUUAAUAACAAAAAAUAAAUCAUUGUCAUAUUUACAUAUUUUAGGGGAUUUUAUUUUCUCACAAUUGAUGUGUCUAAUAUCUUGAAAAUCUUCAUUUAAUUGUUUUUGUAAGAUAAUAUCAUAUUUCUAAUAUCAAAUUUACUUAAAAUACAUCCUUAUAAAAAGCGGUUUACCUGUAAUUUAUAAUUUAUCAAAAUUGUACUUUUCAUCUUAAAUGGUAUUGAGAUAUACCUGUUUCUAUCGCAUAAAAAGUUUGACAGAAACGCAAGACUCUUUGUAUUUCAUAUGAUUAAAUCAAAAUUACAACAGUAAGAACUUUCAUUUACUUACUUAAAACUUAAAGUGCUGAAUAUUCUGUGAUGCUGUAUAAUAUUUACAUAUUAAAAAUAUUUAUUCGUUUAAAUGUUAAAUAAAAGCUGUUCAUUCUUUUUUCUCGCAUUGCAACACGAUAUUACACUACAAUUUAUGUAACAUAACCUAUAAAUUUCUUGGAAUUUUCUUAUUACUUUUAGGUAGAAAUGGAGACUGUUCUGCAACAGAAGAUAAUAGAAGCAACGCAUUGCGUUGAAAAACAAUUAGAUGCCGAGUUAGAAAAAUUGGACAAUUUGGAUAUUAGUGAUUUUGAGAAGUUGCGUGAACAACGUCUUAAAAAGUUAAAAUUGCUUCAACAACAGAAACAAAACUGGUUGGCAUUGGGCCAUGGAGAAUAUUCAGAAUUACAUGAUGAAAAAGAAUUUUUUGAGGUAUCGAAAAAAUCCGAGAACAUUGUCUGUUUAUUUUAUAAAGAUGAUUCUCCAAGAUGCAAAAUAGUAGAUCAUCAUCUAAAAAUUCUUGCAAAGAAACAUAUAGAAGCAAAGUUUUGUAAGCUGAAUGUAAUGCAAUGUCCAUUUUUAACUGCACGUCUAAGGAUUAAAAUUAUUCCUACAAUUGCUCUUAUUGUUAACGGCAAAACUAAAGAUUACAUUGUGGGAUUUACUGAUUUAGGAAAUCGUGAUGAUUUCUUAACUGAGACAUUGGAAUACAGAAUUUCACUUUCUGGUGCGAUAACAUUUGAAGAAAACUUGUCAUCGGAAAACACUAAAAAAACAUGGUUGUCGCAAGUCUCAAAACCUAAAACCAUUAAAGGACCUAAUAAUUCAACUUUUGAUGAUUCAGAUGAAGAUUGAACAAAGUUUUAAUUACAUAUGUAUUAUUUGGAUUUUCAAUAAUUCAUUAUUCAUUAUUUAUAAGCUUUCACAUAUAAAAAUUUACAAUUAUUGAAGACAAUUCUAACAUAUGAAAUAACUAUAUCAAAUGGAAUAUAUUUAUAUGUUAACUUAUUUACAAUAAUGGAAAUUAAAAUUGUUUAAUAAUAAAAAAAACUUAUAAUAAAUAUUGUUAUAUAUAAUACAAAUUUUUUAUUAUUAAAAAGUAUCUAGAAG